ACUUAGUGACGUCAUUGGGUUCCCCACCCCCACUUUACAGUCGUGCUUGAUUGCGCAUGCCUGUUUUGACACUACUGAAGUGAGCAGGAUCCGACGCAUACAGGGAAGACUAAACCCCUCAUCAACCUGGGACAUUUCAUAUUCAAGUUGUUGUGAGAUGAUGCACCAAAGAAACAAACAGCCAUGUGAAAAGAACAAUGAGCUAUGUGAAAUGCCUACUUUGCAAAGAAAACCCGAAUUUUGCCUGCCAAAUUGGAUCCACUCCCAUGGAAGAGAGGGGCAGCCUACAUGGACAUUCAAGUGUCCAAAUGCCUGUGAUUAGAUAUGACUGAACCAGUUCACCCUGCUCUCAAAGGCUGGUUUGAGUCAGGACAGUCGGGCGUCUGGACUGGACAACAGCCCUCCUACAUUGGGUGUGCAAUGGGUGUGUGGGCAUUGAGUCCAUUCUGCUACAGUGCCCCUCGUGGAUGAGAGUGUCUGAAGAGCCUUCUCCUGUCUACUUUAGCACUGCCAUCUCUGUUCUCUGUCCUCAACAAUGGAGGGGGUAGCUGUGGAAAACCUCAUAGACUUUGAUAUCCCUUCAUGUUCAGACGAUACAGCUCCCUCAUUUGCAAGUCCUCCUAGUGGGGCGCUGCUCCAUACAGACAUUUUCUCCUCUGAGCUGCUGUUCCAAGAGCCUGCCUCCAUUGUUCUCCUGGAGCCACGGUUGCCUGAUCCCCUGGCCCCCAUGCCCGGCUCCCACCACCAUUGUGGGGGAGAGGACAGGGACAGUGAUGCCACAGAGUCGGCAGACAGUGAGAAUGACAUGGAACCACACUCCCAGCAGUGGAACUCACGGCACUCAUCCUCCUCGUCCAAUCACAGCGCAGAGCUUGGGGUAGAGGCAGUGGAGAAUCAGGAGUUCAUGAAAGCUUACGUGGAGAUGGUGUUUCAUGGAAAGGAGGACUUUGACCAGGAGGAGAAGGCUCGCUUUGGGGAGCUGUGCAGUGGAGAAAAUGGCAAGGGUAGGGAGUGGUUUGCCAGAUACGUCAGUGCACAGCGCUGCAACUCCAAGUGUGUGAGUGAAGCAACAUUCUACAGGCUGGUGCAGUCUUUUGCAGUUGUUCUUUUCGAGUGCUAUCAGAUGGAUGACUACAGUCCAGCUAAAAACCUCAUGACCAUGUGUUUCACUUACUACCACACUGGUAAGUCCCAGCCAUCCCCCACUGAGCUGCUGCAGCAGCCGCCUGUAGCCAUGGACUCCUACCUGAAUAAGGCCAACUCCUGGCUGUCUGGCAAGAAGGACGCAGCCGAGCGGCUCCUGAAGAACUCCUCUGCUGCCAAAACGGAAGUCAAAUGCUUCUUUGGAGGCCUGGAGAGCAAGCUGAGAGCGUCCGCUCGAAAGAAUGAGGAGGCAGAGAGUCCAGUCAAGGUAAAGCCCAAAUCACCAGUGUCCUCUGUGCCUCCAGAGAAGAAGAAAGUAGAGAACGAGAAGGUGUACCUGUACACACACCUGAAACAGCAACCCAUCUGGCAUACGUUGAGGUUUUGGAACGCCGCGUUCUUUGAUGCGGUCCACUGUGAGAGGAAGAAGAGGUCACCUACCACCAGGGGGACGGAUGAGGAAGAGAAAGACGAGAGAGAGAAGUGGUGUCAUAUGACCCAGGAAGAGAAAGAUGACAGCUCUAAAGUCGACGAGAAUAUUGCCUUUGGCCAACUGGGGACAUUCACUCACAACAUGCUGGCUUUUGGGCUCAGUAAGAAACUCUGCAAUGACUUCCUGAAGAAGCAAGCAGUUAUUGGGAACCUAAAUGAAGAGCAGUACAAGCUGUUGAGCGACCACAUUGAGCAGAUGGCCACGGAGUGAGUGGCAAAGAAUGCUACUUCAAUGACUACUUGGUGCUCUAUCAAUAGUAAUUAGCUGAAGCUAAACUCCUCCUCACUCUCCAAUGUUGUGAAGGCUCACCAAUAACUGUAUUCAAUCAAUAUCCAGUACAGUAAACUCCAAUCACCUAUUUUAGUAAAGCCUCCAUAACCUGCAACAAUAAAUAACACAAAACCUUUUAUUACAGUCAUAGUAAACAUGAAGCUGCGUAGUCAAUAUUCCAGCUUCACCAACCAACAUACUGUAACCUACCCUCUCCUGGGCACUGUCAACAAGGUCAUUCACCCUAUCACUACUAUUUAUUUUAUACUGUCACUAAUGAGUACCUUCCUCGGGUCCUUAUUUUACUGUGUAGUUGGACAAUUUCAGCCAUAUCAGCAUCCAUUAACCCAUUUUAUAUAAUCAGCUCCAUGUAACCGGCCCAGGCUGUCUAUAGCCUUUUUCAUGUCCCCUGCGUGACUACAGUAUACAUAUUAUAUCCUACAAUUAGUAUUAUUUAUAUUGUUUGCAAUAGUGACCUUCUAUGAUUUCCUCUCUGCCCAAUGUCGAAGUGCCUUGAAUGUACCCGUGGGGAACUGUCCUUUCUGUUUCAAUGGUAAUCAAUGCAAGUCUCAAUUGUAACAAUCUGUAAAACCACCUGAUACAAUAUCCUCCUGUUCAUGAUUCUACCAUCUAUAUACUGUGUCAGCAUAUUUCCAAUAAGGUCCCAUUCUCAUGCUCCGUGUCCUCUGUGUUUAGUGAUUGUCAUGGUGUUAGAUCACGGCUAGUGAAAGUGCAGUGUGUCAUGGUGAGAGGCUGCAGCAUGACUUCCAGCAGCAGUCCCAUACCUUCUGUUUCAUUCCUAGAGUAGCUGUGACCUGAGGUGUCUGUGCUAUAUGCAUGGCAUGCAUCCUUGCCCUUUUAUAAGUGAGAAACGAGCAUUGUGCAAGUUGGGCAUCGUGCAGCAAGGGCGUCAAUGUCUUGUUUGCAUUAUUUAAGCCCACCAGAGGGAAGCCUGGUGACUUGUUCAGAGCACUUAAUUUAUCAAUGGAGUUAAAAGUUUCAAAACUACUGUGUGGAUCCAGCUUUUGAGGGAGAAUAUAUCAUUAUUGACAUCUCGGAGCAUUGACAUUUGAGCUAUGUGAAUAGGAAUUAGGAUUAUUGUACGUUUUUCUCAAUGCUGGAUUGAAGUACUGGCAAGUUUUUAUAUAUAUAUAUAUAUAUAUAUAUAUAUAUAUAUAUAUAUAUAUAUAUAAUUUUGUAUUAAUCUAUUGUCUAUAUCACUUGAUUUUGUAUUUAUAUUGUAUUUUUUUCACCUAUGUUUUAUUAUGUUCAAAGACUUGUUUAUCACUGGUUUUGUGUCAUAUCUGUUGGUGAAUGACUAUGUAACUGAUUAUGUUCAUUGUGUUUUGAUGUCUGUCUCAAUGGCAACUAAAGCUUUCCCCUUAUUAAGACCCUGAAGUGCCGUCAUAAUUCCUCCCUUAGGAGUGGUCCAUUCAAGUGCUAAACCAAACUAUAUGUGUGCUAUGUGUAAAAUGUUUAGUAUAAACUACUGGGUAAUUCCUCCAGUGUGUUAGUUACGAUGUGUAGUUGCGUGUGAUGCCUUGUAGUUGAAGUUCUAUGUCUUGUCUUGGAGACGUCUUGUCUUGCUCUCUCUCUCUCUCUCUCUUCUUGUGGGCUGUUUAGCAGAGGACCAGCUUCUUGCCACAAAGUGUCACUUGUGUUCUGCUCUGUCUCUGUUAUUUCCCUUGGAUUGCAAUGCUGCUCCCUGCUUCAUGUCUGGAUCUGACAUUCUGUUCAGCAAUCAGACAUAUUGUGCAUCUGCAUGUGAUGACCUCUAUUUCCAUACUGCUGAAUGACUUGCCUCUUUUUUUGUUUUGUGGCUGUGUGCAGUUUUAGUUUAGCACCAAGCCCUCCUGGGUGUUUGUAUUGCUGUGUGCACUCUGGCCUUUCAGUAUUGUUGAAAUGCAGACCAGCCCUCUAAUACUUGGAAUGCUUCGCCUGCUUUUCAUGUUGCAUGUCAAAUGCACGGAUGGUCCAUCACUGCUCUUUAAGACAUCUCUCAUGAAAAGUGUUGUACAUUGUUUGUCUGGGCAGUGGUGGUCUGAUUUGACCAGUUGUAACUAGCACCUGAUACCUAGUCAUGGACAAGCCUUGUGUCUUUGGAGGUGAAACAAACUUUGGCAUAGGAGAACAUAGCCAACCCUUCUUUUUAAUGAGCGGGGAAAGAGUCUCUUACAGGUAGCUGUAAUGUCCUCCCACUUCUGUUCUGCAAUGGUGGCUGAGUUUGCAUGGAUGUGUAAUUAUGAUAGAACAAGUAGCUGAUGCUGUAAUAAAUAUAUUUUUGAAUGUG
Molecule: messenger RNA, 4196 nt
Organism: Oncorhynchus gorbuscha (pink salmon)
Lineage: Eukaryota; Metazoa; Chordata; Actinopteri; Salmoniformes; Salmonidae
Product: KIAA0513 ortholog
Exons: 15
Coding region: 536-1846 (436 amino acids)
Source: RefSeq, a predicted model, not a curated record